AUGACGUCCUCAACGGAAGAUGUUGCCGUGGCAGCGUCCAAUUCCUCAGCCACAUCAACCAAACAAGCUAAUGCUGACAUGGACAGAAUGACUCAAAUACUAUUACACGAAGAACGCUCUUGCAUUUUUGAGACGCGUGUCGAGCGUGCUGAUCUCUGCCGCCAACGAGGGUCAGCGCAAUUUAAAAUCGGAAAUGUUGAUGAAGCAAUCAAGUGGUACGAGCGUGCACUAUACCACGUGGACUUUGACGAAGGCACAUGGCAUUUUGAGUUUACACCAAGAAAUCGAGCGGAUGUGAAUGUAGUGAGACUGCCAGUGUAUUUGAACUUAGCUGCGUGUUUUCUAGUCCAAGGAGCUCCAAAAGAUGGGAAGCAGGACGAGCAAAUACUAGCCAAGGAGAUCUAG
Plasmopara halstedii is the source of this 405-nucleotide messenger RNA. RefSeq names its product Tetratricopeptide TPR1. Bases 1 to 405 code for a protein of 134 amino acids. Lineage: Eukaryota; Oomycota; Peronosporomycetes; Peronosporales; Peronosporaceae. The record is from RefSeq and is a predicted model, not a curated record. The transcript is spliced from 4 exons. Gene Ontology annotation, molecular function: protein binding.